AUGAAGCUCUCAGCACUCUUUUUUGUCGUGGCCUCUGCCUGUACCGUGUUAGCUGCACCCACAUUGGUGAGCGGUGGUUUGGAAGCGAGAAGCCCGUUGGAGGAGGCUCGUGAGCCUAGUCCUCCAGACUGGAAGCGGAUUGCACAGUCGGGUGGAACUCCCGACUGGUAA
Suillus subaureus is the source of this 171-nucleotide messenger RNA. RefSeq lists its product as uncharacterized. The record is from RefSeq and is a predicted model, not a curated record. Bases 1 to 171 code for a protein of 56 amino acids. The transcript is spliced from 3 exons. Lineage: Eukaryota; Fungi; Basidiomycota; Agaricomycetes; Boletales; Suillaceae.